Messenger RNA from Ilex paraguariensis (yerba mate), 1140 nucleotides. Lineage: Eukaryota; Viridiplantae; Streptophyta; Magnoliopsida; Aquifoliales; Aquifoliaceae. The record is from the annotation of a GenBank genome assembly.
AUGUCAGCAAUUGGUGAUCCUGGCAUGAGAAGAGAUGGCCUUAGAGUGGCAAUUGAGCCAUGGAAUCAGUGCAAUGAGGUUGGUGAAGAAGCUCCCAACAUGGGGAGUCUCAGGGAGGCCGAUUGCUUUGAUGUUGAUAAUUCUACAUCACACAUCAAGCUAGCUCACAGGGUGAAUGAGAAUGUCAAUAAACAUGGCGUGUCAAAUGCCACAAACCAAGGGUUAGGUGACAUGAAUGUGAAUCAGUAUGCAGCAUGGAAAGAGAGAUACUUAGGGUACAAAUGCCAAGUGCAAGACAAGCCAAAGCCAUGGCAAUUUUGGAUGAUAAUGCUCAAGAGUGGUAACAUGGACACCAUGGCUGCUGUAUGCCCUGAAAAUGGCAAGAAAUCCAAACCAUUUCCACCGAUACCUCGGUUUCCAUGCUUUGGCAAAGGCUGCAUGAACAUGCCACUGAUAUACCACAAUUACACAAGUGUACAAGGAAGAAAUCUAAGAGGAAGGUUCUAUGGAACAUGGGAUUUGGAUGCUGAUGUGGCAAAGGCAGCAAGAAAGAAUGUCACUUCCUAUUAUUCAGUGACUUGGAAGAAGAAGGUUGGAAAGGGAAGUUGGAUUUUUCAUCAUGUCUUGAAGACAUCAUCAAAGUACCCAUGGCUGAUGCUAUACUUGAGGUCAGAUGCCACCACAGGAUUCUCUGGUGGCUAUCAUUACGAAACAAGAGGGAUGUCGAAAAUAGUCCCAAAGUCACCAAAUUUCAAAGUGAGAUUCACACUAGAUGUAAAGAGAGGAGGGGGUCCAAAUAGCCAGUUCUACCUCAUGGACAUAGGUAGCUGCUGGAAGAACAAUGGACAACCUUGCAAUGGGGAUGUCACAACAGACGUUACCCGAUACAGUGAGGGAGUAUACGGAUAUCCAAUAAGAAAAGGUGAGAGUUGGAUUGGGGAUUCAAGAACUUGGGAACACGACGACGUUGGGGGACUUUCACAGGAACUGUACUUUUACCAGGAUCCAGGCACUAAGCCUGUGGAAAGACAUUGGCCAUCAAUCGACUUGGGAACUGAGAUAUACGUCAGUGGCAAUGAAAUUGCUGAGUGGACUGUCAGUGACUUCGACAUUAUAGUUCCAACGGAGGAUAACAAUUAG